AUGGUGAAAGAUCAGUACCUCGCGGGCAAAGUUGCCAUUGUGACCGGCGCCUCCAAGAUCUCCGGGAUUGGAGCUUCGACAGCAAUUGCACUCGCAGAACAUGGUGCCAAUGUCGCUGUGCACUAUAGUUCCAAUGCCGCUGCCGCGCAGGAGGUUGUCGAGAAGAUUAAGAGUGUGGGUGUUCAAGCGAUAGCGAUUCAAGCCGACGCCUCUGCUCCGGACUUUGGUACUACUCUUGUCGCCGGGACGCUGAAGGCAUUCAACACGAACAAUAUCGACAUUCUCAUUAACAAUGCGGGCACUGCAGUCAUGCAUGAUUCUGCGGCCUCGGUUCCGGUGGAUGCCUGGGACGAUGUCUUUCGAGUGAAUGUUCGCGGGCCAUUUCUACUCAUCCAAGCAGCACUUCCAUAUAUGAAGAGUGGCGGGAGGAUUGUCAACACUUCUAGCAUUAUCGCCAAGUUGGGUUCGUCUAUGUUGCCGGUUUACGGGGCUUCGAAGGGGGCCUUGAACUCCAUGUCAAUCGCAUUGGCGGAAGAGCUAGGUCCCAAGGGAAUUACGAUAAACCUGGUUUCGCCCGGGCCAAUCCGGACUGAUCUUAGCAUGCAAGGAUCCCCGGUGGCCGCUCGACUCGAGAGAAAUCAGCAUAUCAAGAGGGAAGGAAGCACUGAGGAGGUAGCUGCGGCAAUCCUAUUCCUGUCAAGUCCCGCUAGCAGCUACAUUACCGGGCAGAAUCUUUAUGUGGAUGGAGGUAUUAACCUUUGCUGA
Penicillium daleae is the source of this 765-nucleotide messenger RNA. Its product is annotated as SDR family NAD(P)-dependent oxidoreductase. Gene Ontology annotation, molecular function: oxidoreductase activity. Lineage: Eukaryota; Fungi; Ascomycota; Eurotiomycetes; Eurotiales; Aspergillaceae. Bases 1 to 765 code for a protein of 254 amino acids. The transcript has 2 exons. The record is from RefSeq and is a predicted model, not a curated record.